AUGUCCUGGUCGAUCGAUACAACACUAUCACUCAUCUCGCUUCUCAUCACGGGAGCUUCGUCUCUUCUUAACAUCUGGAACCAUAUCGCACGUACUUGUUUCAUAGAUCCCACGUCUCACGCCUCAGUCGCUGAAGCGCCGCAACCGCCAGAAAAUGUGGACCCAGGAGCCUUGCUCGAGUCGGGACUCCAUGGCCAGUCAACUGCAGCUGCACAAAUCGAGUCACUUCGUGCCAAAAUCAAGGAAAAAGAAGAUCGCGUCGCAGAAUACUCCAAACAAGUGGCCGGUGCUCAGCGGCAGAUCGAAAAUCUCAAAUCAGUCUACGCGCAGGAGGCCUCCAAAGUCUCACAAUCUGCAAAAGACAUUAGCACUCUUCAGGGCAAUUUGAAAGAAAAAGACAAAACAAUUGACAUGCUGAAGAGUACUGAUUCAAAAACCAAGUCGAUGUUGUUAUCGGAGCAGAAGAAAAAUAAGGAUCUCGACGAUGCCCAUAGUUUGAGGGGCAAAGAACUAAAACAAACCAAGGCUCGGCUUGAAAAAUUAGAAAGUUUCGUUGUCAGAAACUCGGAAGUUGACGAAGACACUGUCGGCAAAAACUUCUCGGGCCUUUGGGAGUAUGCUACAAAGGAAUUGUAUCCUUUCAUAAAGCAAGACGUUGAGAUGGAAACUCUAAAGGAUAAUUCGAUCUGGGAGAGACUUAAAAAAGCAAAUGGACAAGAUCUACCGCAUCAGGUUCCUUUACUCAAUCUGAAUUCGCCGGCAGCUAAAUAUAUGCGCCUCGCUAUGGUCCUUGCUGUUCUUGCAAGGGAGAUUGUCCAGCAUAUAUUUCACCCAGUCUACAUUCUCUCAGGGAACCACCAGGUUUGUAAUAUCCUCAGCCUUCUUGCUGAGGAGAAUAGUGAAAAAGAAUCUUUCUGUCGACAUGUAUUUCUAUCCGUUGAUCAAAAUGCCGAGAGAGAUACCCUCCUGGAUGAAGCUAGAACCGUGGUCGAGAACAUGUCGGCAUACAUAUCGGGACUGCUACCCAAAUCACAGCAUGAUCUAUUUUGCGCAGCCAUUAAAGAAAUCACACGCAAGGCAAUGGAGUUUUGGCUCCCGAUUCAGCGAGCGCAACAGAAAUAUGAGGCUGUGUUUGAUUUUUCGGACGUUGUGGAUGAUGAUUGGAAGCCUUUUCGUUUUCCUGGGGAAAAUGCGGUCCCCAACGGACAAGGCCAGAAAAUACAAGACAUUAAUAUUCUCACUGUUUUCCCGUGUAUCUUACUGGUCGAUGAUACAGGUCGUGAGCCUUUGACUCAUAUACUUCAGCUGCGAAGUUCCCAGGAACUGUGCAUAGCUGCGCAGCAGGAAGCCAGCCGCUUGACAACUAGGCCAACCAUGGGCAGGAGGCCAACAACUCGUUCAAGGAGAGACUCAAUAGCUCAAAGCACACCAACUCCAAAUGGCAAGGCUUUUUUAGAUGGAAGCACAAACAAAGACUAA
Molecule: messenger RNA, 1479 nt
Organism: Penicillium macrosclerotiorum
Lineage: Eukaryota; Fungi; Ascomycota; Eurotiomycetes; Eurotiales; Aspergillaceae
Exons: 5
Coding region: 1-1479 (492 amino acids)
Source: RefSeq, a predicted model, not a curated record